Messenger RNA from Neomonachus schauinslandi (Hawaiian monk seal), 1244 nucleotides. RefSeq names its product C-C motif chemokine receptor 9 (gene CCR9). Gene Ontology annotation, molecular function: C-C chemokine receptor activity. The transcript is spliced from 3 exons. The coding region runs from base 75 to 1184 and encodes 369 amino acids. The record is from RefSeq and is a predicted model, not a curated record. Gene Ontology annotation, biological process: immune response; G protein-coupled receptor signaling pathway; chemotaxis. Lineage: Eukaryota; Metazoa; Chordata; Mammalia; Carnivora; Phocidae. Gene Ontology annotation, cellular component: membrane.
AGCUGGUGGGGCCACCUUCUCCUGGACCCUCUCCUGUUGCGCUCCACAAAGUGAGCUUGCAUCUCUGAUCCAUCAUGAUGGCCACAGAAUUCACAAACCCCAUCUCUAACUUAUCCGACGACUACAGCUACCACUCCACGUCUUCCAUGGAUGACUACGUGAACUACAACUUUCCAGACUUAUUCUGUAAGAAAAACAAUGUCAGGCAGUUUGCGAGCCACUUCCUCCCACCCUUGUACUGGCUCGUGUUCAUCGUGGGCGCUGUGGGCAACAGUCUGGUCAUCCUUGUCUACUGGUACUGCACACGAGUCAAGACCAUGACCGACAUGUUCCUCUUGAAUUUGGCAAUUGCCGACCUUCUCUUUCUCAUUACCCUCCCCUUCUGGGCCAUUGCCGCCGCUGACCAGUGGAGAUUCCAUCCCUUCUUGUGCAGCAUGGUCAAUAGCAUGUACAAGAUGAACUUCUACAGCUGCGUGCUGCUGAUCAUGUGCAUCAGCGUGGACCGGUACAUCGCCAUUGCUCAGGCCAUGAAAGCGCAGACCUGGAGGCAGAAAAGACUCCUGUACAGCAAAAUGAUCUGCUUCACUGUCUGGGUGUUGGCGGCCGCACUCUGCAUCCCAGAAAUCAUGUACAGUCAACUCAAAGAGCAAUCUGACAUCACCAUCUGCACCAUGGUUUACCCUAGUGAGCAGAGUGCCACAGUGAAGUCGACUGUUUUGACCCUGAAGAUCGUCCUGGGCUUCUUCCUCCCUUUCGUGGUCAUGGCGUGCUGCUACACCAUCAUCAUUCACACUCUGUUACAAGCCAGGAAGUCAUCCAAGCACAAGGCCCUGAAGGUGACCAUCACUGUCCUUACUGUCUUUGUCCUAUCUCAGUUCCCCUACAACUGCAUUUUGUUGGUGCAGACCAUCGAUGCCUACACCGUGUUCAUUUCCAACUGUGCCAUUUCCACCAACAUUGACAUCUGCUUCCAGGUCACCCAAACCAUCGCCUUCUUCCAUAGUUGCCUGAACCCCAUCCUCUAUGUCUUUGUGGGUGAGAGAUUCCGCCGGGAUCUUAUGAAGACCCUGAAGAGUUUGGGUUGCAUCAGCCAGGCGCAGUGGGUCUCGUUCAUGAGGAGAGAGGGAAGCGUGAAGCUGUCAUCCAUGCUGUUGGAGACAACCUCGGGGGCUCUCUCCUACUGAGGAGUCUCUGCUCCGACAUGGAUGGCCCUCUUCGGAAGUCAUGAGAAAUCCAGGUACGGC